GGUGACAUUGGUUUACCAGGAAUCCCUGGAAAUCCAGGACUGACUGGUCCAAAAGGAUAUAAAGGCAAGAGAGGUGACCCAACUCCUCUGCUUGGUGCACGUGGUCGAAAAGGGCCUCCUGGAGAUCCAGGGUUACCAGGACUCUGUGGAUUCCCAGGAGAGAAGGGUUCACCAGGUAUCCAAGGGCAACCUGGAAGACCAGGACCCAAGGGUGACCCUGGAUACCCAGGAAUACCUGGAUUACCAGGAGCUACAGGUCCUCAGGGAUUGCCAGGAGAACCUGGUGAAAAAGGGAAAUACGGAAUUUUGGGACCUCCAGGAUUGCAAGGAUUAGCUGGAUCCCAAGGCAGAAAAGGUCUUCCUGGACUGCCCGGACUGGAUGGCUUGGAUGGACUAAAAGGUCAAAAAGGUUCUGCAGGAGCUCCAGGUCAAAGUGAAACAGGGCCCCCAGGACACCCAGGGGAACUUGGACCAAAAGGAGACAGAGGUGAACCUGGAUGGCCUGGUAUUUCUAUUCCAGGUCCCCCUGGAGAAAGGGGAUUCCCAGGAUUCCCAGGUAGAAGAGGACCUGUUGGACCCACUGGACCUAUGGGAAGGUCUCCUGAUAGUGCUUCUCCUGGUCCUCCAGGUGAUCAAGGACCACCUGGUUUUGAUGGCAUCAGAGGUCAGCCUGGGAAUCCUGGUCCUCCUGGAGAGACUGUCUUUGUGCGAGGAGAUCCAGGUGAUUUUGGUGUUCGAGGGGCACCAGGUAAUCCUGGGCAGCGAGGGCAACAAGGAGCCAGAGGUCUUGCAGGGAACCCAGGCAGAAGAGGACUAAAGGGUCCUAUGGGAAUCCAUGGUCCACAGGGUCCACCUGGUGCUAUAGGACAACCAGGAGACCAAGGUUUUCAAGGAAAACCUGGUCCCAGAGGUCCCACAGGUGACCCUGGUGAACCAGGAAAAAUAGAUGAUUCGUGCCGUGCAAUCCCAGGGCCUCCUGGGGAAGCAGGGCAAAGAGGAGAUGAUGGCUCUGUAGGAUUACCAGGGCCAAUAGGCCACCCUGGACCCCAAGGAAGAAAAGGUGAAGAAGGGUCGUGUGGCCUGCCAGGUGAAGAUGGCUCACCUGGGGCACCGGGACCACCAGGUGACCAAGGGAAUAGAGGAGAGCAGGGAUACGCUGGGCCACAAGGUCCACCUGGCCAGACUGGUAUCCCAGGACCACCAGGCCCCCAUACUAGAUCUGCAAGUGGAUUCUUGCUCGUCCUUCACAGUCAGUCAGACAGAGAACCACUCUGUCCACAGGGGAUGCCAAAAUUAUGGACUGGCUACAGUCUGCUGUACCUGGAAGGACAAGAGAAAGCUCAUAAUCAAGAUCUUG
This is a messenger RNA of Pterocles gutturalis (yellow-throated sandgrouse), 1357 nucleotides long. RefSeq names its product collagen alpha-4(IV) chain-like. The transcript has 12 exons. Gene Ontology annotation, molecular function: extracellular matrix structural constituent. The record is from RefSeq and is a predicted model, not a curated record. NCBI's taxonomy places the organism in Eukaryota, Metazoa, Chordata, Aves, Pterocliformes, Pteroclidae. Gene Ontology annotation, cellular component: collagen trimer. The annotation marks the transcript as partial.